Zeugodacus cucurbitae (melon fly) is the source of this 729-nucleotide messenger RNA. RefSeq lists its product as uncharacterized. The record is from RefSeq and is a predicted model, not a curated record. The transcript has 2 exons. Bases 1 to 729 code for a protein of 242 amino acids. Lineage: Eukaryota; Metazoa; Arthropoda; Insecta; Diptera; Tephritidae.
AUGUUUGCGAAGCAGUUGUUAGACAUUGGAAAUAAUAAAGUUGCAAUGGACACCUCGACCGGAUUCAUCACAUUACCUACAGAUUUCUGUCACAUCACAGAUUCAAAAGAGGAGCUUAUUCAGCGAGUUUUCCCAGAUAUAGCGCAAAAGUUCAAUAACCAUAAUUGGCUGGGUGAACGAGCAAUAUUGGCAGCGAAAAAUAAAGAUGUCGAGGAUCUCAAUGCAAUCAUUCAGAAUUUUCUUCCAGGACAGUUGGUUUCCUUCAAAUCAGUCGACACCGUUAUGAACCAAGAUGACGUAGUCAACUAUCCCACGGAGUUUUUAAAUUCACUGGAAUUGCCUGGAUUACCACCUCACAAUUUGCAGUUAAAAGUAGGAUCAGUUGUAAUCAUGCUGCGUAACAUUAAUCAACCUCGACUAUGCGAUGGAACAAGACUGGCUGUGAAAAAGCUGAUGAAUAAUGUCAUUGAGGCAACAAUCAUAAAAGGAAAAUACAAAGGAGAGGAUGUCUUGAUCCCGCGAAUACCUAUGAUUCCAACGGAUUUACCAUUCGAUUUUAAACGCUUACAAUUUCCAGUACGUCUGGCCUUUGCGAUGACAAUAAAUAAAUCGCAAGGACAGUCUUUAGAGGUAAUGGACGAUCGUUUGGAAAAAGAAAUUAUAGAAUUCGGUGCCACCAAUGUAACCGGGUUUCGCAUUGUUGAUACUAAUCGUCGGUUCUUACAUUGA